Messenger RNA from Mustela lutreola (European mink), 2096 nucleotides. It is a transcript of the gene CCDC149, whose product is annotated as coiled-coil domain containing 149. Lineage: Eukaryota; Metazoa; Chordata; Mammalia; Carnivora; Mustelidae. The record is from RefSeq and is a predicted model, not a curated record. The transcript has 13 exons. The coding region runs from base 300 to 1898 and encodes 532 amino acids.
GGAGCCCCGGGGCCCGGCGGACUGUGGCUGCGGCCCGGGAGGCCGCGGCUCCUCCUCCCCUUCCCGCGGAGGCGGACGUUGAGUCAAUAGCGCGGGCGGCCGCAGGCGGCGGCGCGGCGGCUCGGAGGCGCCCGGCCCUCUCGGGGCCGCGCGGGGCUCGGGUCGGGGCGACGGCGGCGGCGCGGCGGGGGGAGGCGGAGGCGGUGGAGGAGGAGGCGGAGGCGGUGGAGGAGGAGGUGGAGGCGGAGGCGGAGGAGGGCGGCGUCCAUGAAGCCGGCCCGCGCCUGCAGGAGGAGGCCAUGAACGGCGACGGGACCGAGAGCGACUGGCAGGGGCUGGUGAGCGAGUACCUGGUGUGUAAAAGAAAGCUGGAGAGUAAAAAGGAAGCCCUGCUGAUCCUCUCCAAGGAGCUAGACACAUGCCAGCAAGAAAGGGACCAGUACAAACUCAUGGCCAAUCAGCUUCGGGAGCGCCAUCAGUCCCUGAAGAAGAAGUACCGGGAGCUGAUUGAUGGAGAUCCGUCACUUCCCCCUGAAAAGAGGAAACAGGCUAAUCUUGCACAACUACUGCGAGAUUCUCAGGACCGAAAUAAACAUCUGGGAGAAGAAAUUAAAGAACUUCAGCAAAGGCUUGCAGAAGUUCAGGGCGACAAUAAGCUCUUGAGGAUGACAAUUGCCAAACAGAGGCUCGGAGACGAAGAAAUUGGCGUGCGGCAUUUUGCAGCCCAUGAGCGUGAAGACUUGGUUCAGCAGCUGGAGAGAGCUAAGGAACAGAUAGAGUCUCUGGAGCAUGACCUGCAGGCCUCGGUGGACGAGCUUCAGGACGUUAAAGAAGAACGGUCUUCCUACCAGGACAAAGUGGAGAGGCUCAACCAGGAGCUAAACCACAUCCUGGGUGGGCACGAGAACCGCAUCAUUGACGUGGAUGCCCUCUGUAUGGAGAACAGGUACCUUCAAGAGCGAUUAAAGCAACUCCACGAAGAGGUCAACCUCUUGAAAUCAAACAUCGCCAAGUAUAAGAACGCUCUCGAAAGACGGAAAAACUCCAAAGGCCAGAGUAAAUCUAGCAGCAGUGCGCUGACUGGAGUCCUAUCUGCAAAGCAAGUUCAGGAUCUGUUAUCCGAAGAUCACGGGUGCAGUCUUCCAGCCACUCCACAGUCCAUUUCUGAUCUGAAAUCUCUGGCCACAGCCCUGCUAGAGACAAUCCAUGAGAAAAAUAUGGUCAUCCAGCACCAGAGGCAGACCAACAAAAUCCUAGGGAAUCGGGUGGCUGAACUGGAGAAAAAAUUAAGAACUCUGGAAGUUUCUGGUUUGUGGAGUCUUCCAGGCCUGAGCUACAAUGUUUCAGUAGGAUUCGGGAGGGGCAAGGACACCAUACUAUUCAGUGACCCUGCUCUCCCCACCAUACAGAGAUCAAGAUCCCCACUGCUGAAGUUCAUCGAGCAGCCCACUGAGAACAAAGCAAAUUCCGAGGACGGGGAGGCCCAGAGGCCAGAACGAGAUGAAAGCCGGGCCGCUACUGAGGCAUGGAUCGCACCGGAGGAUGCUGGAAGGCCGGCCGGCCGCUCCCCAGCUACUCAGAGCCAUGGGAACCAGUGCAACCCCUUUCAUCCUUCAUCACCCCGGGGAGCAUCUGAGGAAGAAGGCAUAAACAGGCUUGGAGGGGAAAGAAUGAAACUGACAGAAGCAGAACCGGAAGGGGUCAGAAGAGCAAGUCUCGGGGAGACUCAGAGGCACGAGCCAGGGACAGCCCCACCGGGCCUGGCCUCCAAGGGGGAAGUCCCCACAUCUUGCCAGGGCUCCUUUGAGUCCAGCCAGGCCGCAGCCGAAGCCUCCAGCCCGGAGGACAGCAAAGAGACCCCAGAGGGUGGCGGCAUGAGGAGCGCAGUGAAAACCUGAAGAGGAAAGAGACCCGUGUGGUGACACGUCUACAGUGCAGGGGGCGGUAAAGAAUUAAGCGUCCGAGCAGCUCUCAGAAGCUGCUUUCUCCUCACACACUUCCAAGUCUGCAAGUGAGAAGAGACACAGGUCCUUUGGCACACUGUGAAUAUCCUGAUGAUGCCAGCCCAGUUUGAUUUAUUAAAUGCGCGUCCUCAA